AUGACGUGUCGUUCUAUCAAGAGAGAUAACAGGGUGACAGAGGAUACACUUCGCUUAAUUGCUUUUCCCUGGACUCUCUUGAAUGCUGCUUUGGAAUGGUGUUAUGAUCUGAUACCUGACUCCAUCCACACCUGGGAACAGUUGGAAGUGCGGUUUAUGUCAAAAAAAUUUCCAGCUCACCGUACUCAAGCCGCUCUUUCUGGCAUUCAUUCAUUCAAGCAGGAUCAUGGGGAAAGUCUUCAUGACGCUUGGAAGAGGUACAAGGGAUAUCAGAAGUCUUGCCGUCAUCACGGCCUAGAUAAGAACUACCUAAUCAACACCUUCUUCCGAGGACUCAGGAUGGAUACCAAGACCUUGAUCCGGGCAUCUUGCGGUGGGAGUAUCCAGAACAAAUCAUUCGCUGAGCUAGAAGAACAUAUAGAGAUGAUGGCCCAAGAAGAAGACGCCCCGAGUGAGUACUCUAGAGAUUUGCCAAGGAAAGGCAAUGAUCAUACCAUACAGAUGGUUUUCGAACAAUUGAUUGUCCUCAAUGCUAAGCUCGAAGAUUCCAAGCGAUCCUCUAGGACCGAACAUUCGACGCCAACACAAGAGGAGCUCGGUAUGUACGCACUGGACGAGAGAGUCGAGGGUGUGAACUAUGUAGCCAACAACCCCUACUCGAACACAUACAAUCCGGGGUGGAAAAAUCAUCCCAAUCUCUCCUACAAGUCAAAUAGUGUUGAGAAUCCCGCAUCGAAUAACUUCAGACUUUUGCAGAGUCAAGAGAAGACGAAUCAAGAAUUUCGUGCUCAGUUCGCAAGCAUCGAGGCUCACUUCAAGAACAUAGACAACCAGAUUGCUCAGCUAGCAUCAGCCUCUCAAAGACCAUCCGGAUCUCUUCUAGGUAAACCUGAGACUAACCCCCGUGAACAUGUCAGUGCGGUUAUUUUGAGAAGUGGUAAGCAGGUAUACGCUGAAGACCGACCAAUGGUUGAGCAAGGCAAAAGCUUGAAGACUGCAGCUGUAGACAUUACCGAUAAUGAACCGAAACCGGCUUACGUGCCCCCUCCUCCUAGGCCACCACCAGUACCAUUUCCAUCUGGCCUGAGGAAGCACAACGAAGACAACCAAUUCGCGAAGUUCGUUGAGAUGCUAAAGAAACUCGAGUACCUCAAGGACAUUCUGACCAAGAAGAGGGUCGCUGAGAAAGAAACUGUGGCGCUUACGGCCGAAUGCAGCGCUUUGAUCCGACACGAGCUCCCGCUUAAGCAGUCCAAUCCAGGAAUUGCCGUCAGUCUUCUUCCAUUAUCGAUCUUCAAGAAGAUGAAUGUGGGUGAGCUGAAACCCACUAGAAUGACUCUCCAACUUGCCGAUCAUUCUGUCAAAUACCCCAUUGGGAUACUCGAUGAUGUGCCGCUGAAAGUCGGGAAUUUCUAUAUCCCGGUUGACUUUGUGGUUCUCGACAUGGACGAAGAUUCUAAGACGCAUUAUCCCGACCUCUCCUAUGAUUCAUAUGCUUCGGAUGCUCAAGAGUGGGAUUUCAACUAUCAUCAGAAUCAGGGAUCCUAUCAAUUCCAGACAUAUCAGCCUACAACCCCAUUACAUUUCUAUCAGGGUUAUGAGGCAUACUACCAUUUUGAAGGACCACCUCAGGAGGCACACAUUUAUCCACUACUUCAAACUCAGCAAGAGGCAGAUUCUAACUUAAACUCUAUGCUUGUUCAGGUUUUGCAGAAAGUGGAGAAUGAUAAUAAUGAGCUAAAGGGCUUCUUGAUGGAUGUGAAUUCACGACUCGAGCUCAUCAACAAUUGA
Molecule: messenger RNA, 1791 nt
Organism: Tarenaya hassleriana
Lineage: Eukaryota; Viridiplantae; Streptophyta; Magnoliopsida; Brassicales; Cleomaceae
Exons: 5
Coding region: 1-1791 (596 amino acids)
Source: RefSeq, a predicted model, not a curated record